This is a messenger RNA of Symbiodinium pilosum, 1214 nucleotides long. The record is from the annotation of a GenBank genome assembly. Lineage: Eukaryota; Dinophyceae; Suessiales; Symbiodiniaceae.
GUGUGCCAAUUGGGUUGCAGUGCAAGAUUUGUCAGCAGUUCAAGACUGUGCGCGCGUUCGCCUCCUAUGAGGAUGAUCGCUCCAAAGUGCGAGAAGCUAUGAAGACUGAUUUCUCUUUGGAUGGUGCCGCAAAUUUGGCCGCACGCUCAGCAUUGGCGGCAGUAGUCGGCACUUGGGAGGCAUGCCAGCGCUUCGCCGAGAAGGAAGCAGAGUUGAAAGCAGCGGCCCGCGAGCUGGGCAUACCACGUCCGGUGGCCCAGACUGAUAGGUCUGCCAUGAAGACCUCAUAUGAGUCUUCCUUCGGGGUCUUGGAAGACAGCCUUGAGCCAAGCGAUGAAUAUCUCGCUUCAAAAUUGGAAGAGAUAGAGUCGCGGGAGCCCUGUGCAUCGCCACUUUCGGAAGUGACCUCCAAACGUAGUGCCAAGACGGCCAAGACCAUGGGCAUUCAAACUACAGUUGACCACAGUGGCGCAGUUCGUAUCGUUCGCUCCAAGCAGAAAGGCUCCUUGCCACAGGGCGCGGAAGAGCUCCGCACAAUCUUGAAGGUCGAAGGCAACACCUGGUGCUUCCUGUCUGCCAAGUUCCGAAACAGGGAAAUUUUGCGAAACAUGCGCCCAUCAUGCUGGGAGGAGUACACGAACUUCCUUCUUGGGGAGCGCUGUUAUCUCAUGAAGAUCCACGGAGGCAAAGGAGCCGAUGCGUCACCGCUGCGUCCGCCAUGGCAUAUCUUGCUCAGUUUCGAGUUUGAGUUGCGCAAGGAAGCAAUUAAGAGGGCUCUCAAGGAGAACAAGCCAAUCGCCCAGACGUUGCAGGAUGUUUGCAAAGAUCCGGAGCUGAAGGAACGUUUCUUCACCUCACCCAUUGCACUGCAACCCCAAGCUCUCGAGCCAGGCUUCUUGAAACGGGCAUGGUCUGGGAAUGGCUUCGGCAAGGGCAAUGGCUGGCCGUCGGAUGUGCCGUUUAACAAGGGGACUGGCAAGAAGGGCGGCAACAAGGGCAAGCCGAACGCAGGUGGACGAAGUGCAAACAGCCUCAUUGAUAGGACUCCAGACGGCAGGGAGGUGUGCUUCGCCUUCAAUGCACAAGGUUGUGACGGUAGCUGCGGCCGCGUGCGUAUUUGCCGUGUUCGAGGAUGCGGAGCGGCCCAUGCCGUGUGGGAGCACUUCCAAAAGCUUUCGCUCGGAGACACCUCCAACAAGAAAGACGCUAACUGA